Messenger RNA from Neoarius graeffei (lesser salmon catfish), 1669 nucleotides. RefSeq names its product calcium modulating ligand (gene camlg). The record is from RefSeq and is a predicted model, not a curated record. Gene Ontology annotation, biological process: tail-anchored membrane protein insertion into ER membrane. Bases 134 to 961 code for a protein of 275 amino acids. The transcript has 4 exons. Gene Ontology annotation, cellular component: GET complex. NCBI's taxonomy places the organism in Eukaryota, Metazoa, Chordata, Actinopteri, Siluriformes, Ariidae.
UGUGCGCCCUGAACAAAGCACCAUUUAUUGUAGUGCAGGACGUUGCGCUGGUGAAUUGUAUUGAAGUGGUAAAAGACACGAGUUUGUUCAAUAAGGAUUUAAUAAAUACGAAAACGAAGUGUGUGUUAGCAGGAUGGAGGCUGAGAGCUCGACGCUGGAGGACAGAGGAGUGAGCGCGGCUCAGAGACGAGCAGAAAUCCGCCGCAGGAAGCUCUUAAUGAAUUCCGAGCAGAGGAUGAACAGAAUAGUGGGCUUUAAUAAAAAUGACGGAGAAAACAGCGAAGCCCGGCGUGUGACAGAGCCACGAUUCCACUUGGACUUGGAUAGGAAUGAGUGUUUCUCCUCCUCUGUGUCCACUAAAAGGGUGUCCCCAUUUGUCUCAGAGACUCGGAGUGAGGGAUUGGUGAUGGAUGAGAGAAGGGAGGAGGAGGAGGAGGAGGGGGAGGAAAUGGAGCGAGGGGUUCGGCUCAGGCCACGGGGGGAGACGUCGAGUGAAGAGCACUCUCGUUCCCCUCGCAGGGGCCUGAACACCUACUUGUCUCGCUUUGAUGAUGCAAUCAAGCUGCGGGGUCAACUGACCAAUGAAAAGGCAUCUCAGGAGAGCGGCGCAGACGUGGACGUAUUUGACUCAUUUCAGCUUUUCCGGCUACUUGGCAGCGUGGUGUUGGCUGUGUGUGUACGCAUAUUUGUCUGUCAUUACCUGUCCAUAUUUGCACCCUUUCUCACCCUGGAGCUCGCCUACAUGGGUUUAUACAAAUACUUCCCAAAGGUGGACAGGAAGAUGAAGACGACAGUGCUGUCUGCAGCGCUGCUCCUCUCAGGGAUUCCAGCUGAAGUGAUUAGUCGCUCGGCAGAAACCUACAGGACGAUGGGAGAUGUUUUUUCUGAUCUCUGCGUUUACUUUUUCACCUUCAUCACUUGCCACGAGAUCAUCACUGCUUUCUCUUCUCAGUCCUCCUAAAUAAUACACAUGCGCAUGCUUUAUACAACCCCACACAUGCCUCAUACAAGACACACGCUUCAUACACAGCAUGUUUAUUCAAAUUAACUGCAGUAUUCCAUUCCUGCUUUCACUGCUUCCCCUUGGUUUAGUCCCUCUGGUGAGUUUAAGCGCUGUUCUGUUACUUUAUCGGUCAUUUGCCUUUUGAAGCUGUUUACGAAGGAACUUUUAACAGACGUGAGUCAUGUGAUUGAAUUUUAAUCCUCCAUCUUUAUUGCUGGAGGUCCACUACUGUUUGAUGCUAAUGAAUUAGCAGGCUAGUUAAUUAACAAUUUAGCUAGUCAGCAAACUGUACAGAAACUGUGUGAGGCUUCAGUACAAAUGUUCUCACUACAGUGUGUGUUUGUGAGCAUGUGCUCAACAUCCACACACACACAUUGCACACUUCUUAGUAAUGCUGUUGAUGUGCGCUUAAGAGUUAUGGGAGGAAAAAAUGUGAUGGUGUUUGCUGAAAUGUGAUUUCAACUGUUAAGUGUCAGUGUUUUGCUCCUCUGUCUGUUGCUGGCUUAUUGGUGAUUUUUGUUUUUAACUUGGUCAUUUGUUAUUUAUCGUGCUUUCUUUUAUGUAAUUAUUUCUUUGUAACAAACACUGCUACCUGUUACUGCAGAAUUAAUGUUCAUUAUAAGACAAUGUGUGAACAAUGAACUUCAAUAAACAGUCAUACGGAAA